Molecule: messenger RNA, 1416 nt
Organism: Gekko japonicus
Lineage: Eukaryota; Metazoa; Chordata; Lepidosauria; Squamata; Gekkonidae
Gene: DUSP7
Product: dual specificity phosphatase 7
Exons: 4
Coding region: 258-1403 (381 amino acids)
Biological process (GO): negative regulation of MAPK cascade; protein dephosphorylation
Cellular component (GO): cytosol; cytoplasm
Molecular function (GO): protein tyrosine/threonine phosphatase activity; MAP kinase tyrosine/serine/threonine phosphatase activity
Source: RefSeq, a predicted model, not a curated record
GGAAGGAAACGUCUUUGCAGCAAGCAGACGAGAACGGCAGACUGCUUAAGCUUUUGGAUCACUAAAGCUCCGCGAGCCUCCAUUGUACCCCGCGUAUUUUAUUUUAUUUUUAAACUACGCUUUACUUUUUCGCGUUUUCAGUGGCUUGGAGAAAGCUGUCGGGCAUUUUCCUCCCAGCAACAGCGGCUCGGUUUCCACGCGUUGGUCGUCUUGCAACCUGCCCCCCCCCCCUUUUGCCUUCUCCCCUUGCGAUCCUGAUGAAAAAUAACAUCUGGGGCAGCUCCCCCGGGGCUCCCAUGGCCACAGCUCUGCCGUGCGUGGAGUGGCUGCAGGAGGAACUGGAGUCCAGCGGGGGCAGCUCGCUGCUGCUCCUCGACUGCCGUCCCCAUGAGCUCUUCGAGUCGUCGCACAUCGAGACCGCCAUCAACUUGGCCAUCCCGGGCCUGAUGCUCCGGCGCCUUAAGAAGGGCAACUUGCCCAUCCGCUCCAUCAUCCCCAACAACGAAGACAAGGAACGCUUCGUCAAGCGCUGCAAGGCGGACACGGUCUUGCUGUACGACGAGGCCACGGCCGAGUGGCAGCAGGACACGGGCGCCCCGACCUCCGUCCUCGGCCUUUUGCUACAGAAGCUACGCGACGACGGCUGCAAGGCGUUUUACCUGAAAGGUGGAUUUAACAAGUUUCAGACAGAAUACUCAGAGCAUUGUGAAACCAGUCUUGACACUUCUUCUCCCACCAACUCACCUCCUGCAUCAGUUCUUGGUCUGGGCGGGCUGAGGAUAAGCUCUGAUUGUUCAGAUGGGGAGUCUGAUCGGGAGCCAAGCAGUGCCACAGAAUCUGAUGGGAGCCCGAUCCCGAACAACCAGCCUGCCUUCCCUGUCCAGAUUCUCCCUUACUUGUAUCUGGGCUGUGCCAAAGAUUCCAGCAACCUGGAUGUCUUGGGCAAGUAUGGCAUCAAGUACAUCCUGAACGUUACUCCCAACCUUCCCAACAUGUUUGAGCACGACGGAGAAUUCAAGUACAAACAGAUUCCCAUCUCGGAUCACUGGAGUCAGAAUCUCUCCCAAUUCUUCCCUGAGGCCAUUGCUUUCAUUGAUGAGGCCCGUUCCAAGAAAUGUGGUAUCCUUGUUCACUGCCUGGCCGGCAUCAGCAGGUCUGUAACGGUAACUGUUGCCUACUUAAUGCAAAAGCUCAACUUGUCUCUGAAUGAUGCCUAUGAUUUCGUGAAAAGGAAAAAGUCCAAUAUCUCCCCAAACUUUAACUUCAUGGGCCAACUCCUGGACUUUGAGAGGACUUUGGGACUCAACAGCCCAUGUGAUAACCGCUCCCCCGGCGAGCAGCUUUACUUCACUACCCCGACAAAUCACAACUUGUUUCAGCUGAACACUUUGGAGUCCACAUGAAGGGGCACCCUGA